GGCCGGCUCCGAGAAUCUACCCAGCUACUGGAGACGUCACCAAGCCGUAGGCUGAGGAUUGGUUGACUCUGAUUUAGCAUCCUAAAACUUCCGGUUCCAGAACUUGGCUCGUCAAAGACCCUCCCUCGAGGUAGCGAAACCACAGCCCCCAGAAUUCAGCGGGCCUCUCCGAGACCACGACGCGUCUGCGGAUGCGUAGUAAGUAUAACGGGCCCGGAAGCCGGAAGUUCAAAGCCGGCCUUCAGCUGGACUGACGGCCAACGCUGACUCCCGCCUUAGUGGGCGGAGUUGUGCCGCGUCUGAUGCGCAGUUCCCUUUCUAGCUUUGCGGGCCGAAUCCUAGAGGCUAACCCGCCAGGUGGGCGGGAGAAAGUCGCUUUCCGCACCAAUAGCUGAGGCGUUCAGGGUUGUCCAGGGACGCUAUCCUCUCGUGUCUGGUUCCGAGUGCUGCGUUUGGCUGUGCUGGGAAGUUGAGUAGACAGUGGCCUCGAGACCCUGCCUGUCUGAGGAGGCCUCGGUUGGUCGCGAAGGAGCUGCAGCAUCCAGAGUAGCACCUACGAACACAUUCAUGGUCCCAAAUUGAGGGACAUUUUGUUCCAGGGGACAAGAUGCCAACUGGCAAGCAGCUAGCUGACAUUGGCUAUAAGACCUUCUCUGCCUCCAUGAUGCUCCUUACUGUGUAUGGGGGGUACCUCUGCAGUGUCGGAGUCUACCACUAUUUCCAGCAGCGCAGGGCCCAGCGCCAAGCCGCAGAAGAACAGAAGACCUCAGGAAUCCUGUAGAACUGGGGGGCUUUUUCUCCUGAGCAGAGAGGCCCAAGGCAUGCUGUGGAGAGACUUCACCUGCCACCAUUUCCAGGUCAAUAGGACUAGAGCGUUGAUGGUUUUCAAACUCUGUUGGAAGAAAGUGUCUGUGAUUUCUCUGGUUCUGCCGGUCUGUGCCAGUUUGACAGUUUAUGGAGGCUGUUGAAUCAUAAUGGCAAUGUGAGUGUGAGGUACACCUACAGACAUUAAAUAUUUUGCCAUGUCUGUG
This is a messenger RNA of Piliocolobus tephrosceles (Ugandan red Colobus), 1031 nucleotides long. It is a transcript of the gene COX14, whose product is annotated as cytochrome c oxidase assembly factor COX14. The record is from RefSeq and is a predicted model, not a curated record. The coding region runs from base 608 to 781 and encodes 57 amino acids. Gene Ontology annotation, biological process: mitochondrial respiratory chain complex IV assembly. The transcript is spliced from 3 exons. Lineage: Eukaryota; Metazoa; Chordata; Mammalia; Primates; Cercopithecidae. Gene Ontology annotation, cellular component: mitochondrion.